This is a messenger RNA of Eleginops maclovinus (Patagonian blennie), 5228 nucleotides long. RefSeq names its product RNA-binding protein 20-like. Gene Ontology annotation, molecular function: RNA binding; zinc ion binding. The transcript has 19 exons. NCBI's taxonomy places the organism in Eukaryota, Metazoa, Chordata, Actinopteri, Perciformes, Eleginopidae. Bases 171 to 5090 code for a protein of 1639 amino acids. The record is from RefSeq and is a predicted model, not a curated record.
CGGUUAGCUUCUCUAGGUUAACAUCUGUUAGCUCCACUUUCUGGGGUCUAUCGUCUCUAAAACUAAAUCUUUAUCCUCUAAACUUUUUACUUUCACUGCGUUUCUUCACGAAGCAGCUGCAGUCCGAACUCUACAAACUGCGGGGUGGAUUUCCAGUUCCUCCUCCCGUCAUGUCUCACAACUACCCCUACAGACCUCCGCCCUCCGACUCUGAUCUCAGAUCCGAUCCUGGACCUUACGGCUCUUCGGACCGACGCCACGCCUCCUCAUCCUCCUCGUCUGACUUUUACACGCAGCCUCUGGAGUCCGACAUGCCGCUUUCCCCAUCCUCCAGAGGGUCUUUCUGGUCUCAGGACGGGGGCCUCAGCAUCCUGAGCAGCUGUGGUCUGGAGCCCGCAGACCUGGCUCUGCUUGCUGAACUUCCAGAAGACGUUCUGACCGUGGAGUCCCUGCCUCAGGUCCUGAAGCAGAUCAAGGGAAAGAGAGGCACCAUCAAACGUUUGAAUACUCCUUCCUCUUCCUCUUCUUCUUCCUCUUAUCCCCCCAGGUCCUCCACCACCAGCAACUGGGAUCCUCCCCACAACCAGCCGGUCCAGUACCCACUGAGCCACUUAACACUCGGGCCUCUUUUACCGGAGCUGGACCGCUGGGGGAAUCCCAUCCCCUUCAGCUCACCAUCAUCGUCCGUUUCUUCCAGCUUCGUGGUGGACUUCAAGCCAGGACCUUCUGGCAAGACGGGUGUCGACGUCGGUCCCUUUUCCCCUCCAGACUACAACUCUGGACUCUCUGAGUUCGGCAAGAAAGUCAGUGGUCCAGUUGUCUCUCAAGACUACAUCUACAGACCAGGACCUUCUGAUUAUGGCAAGACAUUCAGAGAUGCAGGUCCAGUAUCCUCUCAAGACUACAACUACAAUUCCAGACCUUCUGAUCUUGGCAAGACGGGCAGAGAUGCAGGUCCAGUAUCAUAUCGAGACUACAACUACAGACCUUCUGAUCUUGGCAAGACGGGCAGAGAUGCAGGUCCAGUAUCAUAUCGAGACUACAACUACAGACCUUCUGAUCUUGGCAAGACAGGUAGUGAUGCAGGUCCAGUUUCCUCUCUAGACUACAAUUCCAGAACUUCUGAUUAUGUUCAGGCGAGCAGAGACGCCUGUCCACUGUCCUCUCUGGACUACAAGCACGAAUCCGAACCUUCUGAUUAUGGUAAGACGGGCCGAUACACCAGUCCAGUUUCCUCUCUAGACUACAACCAUGGAACAGCACCGCCUGAUUUUGGUAAGAAAGGCACCGUCGCAGGUCCAGUUUCCUCGCAGGUCCGACCAUCUUUCGGCCCUACAGGACGGGGGGAAAAAAUUCGUCCUUCCCGUUUCUCUCAGCCGACUGAUCACGGUUCAAUUCCUCCUCCUGAAGAGCAGCUUCUCAAUCGUGGUUCUGGUCACGGUGGACCUGAGGUUUAUUCCAGCAGCACCAUGAUUCCCGCCAAGGAGAAAGCCCAGGAUUUCCACGGGACGUCUCCCCUGUCGUUCCCUUACUCUUGCUCUCUGUGUGACAUCACCGUGAUGUCAGAGAAGGUGUGGAUCAAACAUAUCAACGGGCCUCACCAUGCGAACGGACAGCUCAGCCUGCUGCAGCAGUUUCCUCACUGGGACUGUCGCAUGGAGUCAGUCAGCAGUGCCGACAGCCAAUCAAAGAAGAACGAUGAGGGGAAACCUGCCCGGCAACAGAAAGCCAAUCAGAAGUCCUCCGGUCUGUUGGUCCUAAGGUCUGUUUUCUGUUUGACAGACCCCCAGCCGAAGAAAGCCCCCCAGAAGAAGGUGUCGGACAAAUGUAAAGUGGUGUGUGUGAAGUUUCCCGCUCAGUCUGUCGACGAGUCGUACCUGAGGAAACUGACCAAACCGUUCGGAAAGAUCGUCAAGAUCCUCAUGUUCCCGUCUCUGGCAUUUGUGGAGCUGGGCUCGGCCGACCAGGCGAGGGAUUUGGUAAAACAUCACGACAACUUUCCUCCCACGUUGAACGGAGCGACGAUCGAGUUCAGACUGUCCAACACCUUCAACUUCCUGCAGAGCUCUCGGGUGGUUAGUUUCUCUCCGGCACCGUCGGGGGAAGACAGCCAAUCAGAUCUGCUGAGCAUCGUCAAACGCUUCGGGGAGCCGAUCUACACCCUGUUCCUGCCGUCCAAGGCGUACGUAGAGAUGAAGGACACUCUUGAGGCUCAGAAGCUGGUAGAUUUUUACUCCUCCAAAGCUCUGAAGAUCAACACCGACUCCAUCACCGUCUCCUUCUCCGGAGAGUUCAAGACCCUCGCGAGCGUCACUGCAGCCACGAGCUACGAAGAUACGGUUUCCAGGAAGAGGACUAGGAGAACUAGUCGAGAGGAAGAAGACAAGAUGGCCGAGACCAAGAGGAAGAGGAGGAGCAGCAAAGACCAAGACGAGGAGAGGUCCAGUUCCACAGAUACAAACCCUAAAGAAGACAGAACCAAGUCCAGGUCCAGAGAGACAUCUAGAGAUAAAAACACUAAAGACAAGAGCCCCAGAGAGAAAUCCAGGUCCAGAGAGAAAUCCAUCAGAAGCAAGUCAACCAGAACCAGGUCUAGAUCCAGAGGAAGGUCUAUUAGCGAGAAGAGGUGCAGGUCUAAGUCUAGGUCCAAAGACAAAUCCAGCAGAGACAAGACGACCAGAACUAGAUCUAGAUCCACAGAGAGGUCAACUAAAACGCGAGGCUCCAGGUCCAGAUCCAGAGAUAAAUCCAGAGAAAAGUCCACCAGGGAGAGGAGGUCUGGUUCUAGGUCCAGUCCCAGAGAGAAAUCCAGAGACAAGAUGAACAGAAGCAGUUCUGAUUCCAGAGAGAAGUCCUCCAAAGACGAAAACACCAGGUCCAGAUCCAGGUCCAAAGACAAAUCCACCAGCGGGUCCUCCGAGAAGAACCAAACAGAACCGAAGUCUGAGGAACUGGAGGAACUGGAGGAACCGGAGAAACUGGAGAAACCGGAGACGACCGACCUGAAACCUGGAGCUGAGGAGGAAGAGGAGGAGGAAGAGUCGUCUGCAGAGGAGAGCGACAUCGAGGGGAUGGAGGUGAUCGGGGAGGACGGAGAGAGUCUGGAGGAGGAGGAAGAAGAAGAAGAGGAGGAGGAGGAGGAACGUCCUGCUGAGAGAACAGACUUACCUGGAGCAGGUCAAAGGGAGGAGGUGAAGGAUGGAGAGGAGACACCUAUAAAGCAGCAGCAGCAGGAGGCGGAGCAGCAAGAGGAGCAGCGGGAGGAGGAGUGUGACUUCCCGCUGGGUCUGGAGGACUGCAUCACUCUGGAUGAACUGGGAGAAGACCAGUCUGAAGACAAAGACUUAGCUUCUAGACGGAUUGAGGACAAGGACCUGCUGAUUAGACAGACAGAAGACCUAGACUCAGCUUCUAGAAAGUCUCCAGAGACGGACUCAAUGUCCAAAAAGGCUAAAGACAAAGACUUGACGUCUAGAAAGACCGAAGACCUACAGUCUGGUUCCAGCAAGACCGAAGACCUAGACUCUGGUUCCAGAAAGACUGAAGACCUAGACUCUGGGUCCAGAAAGACUGAAGACCUAGACUCUGGGUCCAGAAAGACUGAAGACCUAGACUCUGGGUCCAAAAAGACUGAAGACCUAGACUCUGGUUCCAGAAAGACUGAAGACCUAGACUCUGGGUCCAGAAAGACUGAAGACCUAGACUCUGGGUCCAGAAAGACUGAAGACCUAGACUCUGGGUCCAGUAAGACCGAAGACCUAGAGUCUCAUUCUAGAAAGACUGAAGACCUACAGUCUGGUUCCAGCAAGACCGAAGACCUAGACUCUGGUUCCAGAAAGACUGAAGACCUAGACUCUGGGUCCAGAAAGACUGAAGACCUAGACUCUGGGUCCAGUAAGACCGAAGACCUAGAGUCUCAUUCUAAAAAGACCGAAGACCUAGAACCUGGUUCCAGAAAGACUGAAGACCUAGACUCUGGGUCCAGAAAGACCGAAGACCUAGAGUCUUUGUCCAGAAAGACUGAAGACCUAGACUCUGGGUCCAGAAAGACCGAAGACCUAGAGUCUUUGUCCAGAAAGACCGAAGACCUAGAACCUGGUUCCAGAAAGACUGAAGACCUAGACUCUGGGUCCAGAAAGACCGAAGACCUAGAGUCUUUGUCCAGAAAGACCGAAGACCUAGAGUCUUUGUCCAGAAAGACUGAAGACCUAUACUCUGGGUCCAGAGAGACCGAAGACCUAGAGUCUUUGUCCAGAAAGACUGAAGACCUAGACUCUGGGUCCAGAAAGACCGAAGACCUAGAGUCUUUGUCCAGAAAGACCGAAGACCUAGAACCUGGUUCCAGAAAGACUGAAGACCUAGAGUCUUUGUCCAGAAAGACCGAAGACCUAGAGUCUUUGUCCAGAAAGACUGAAGACCUAGACUCUGGGUCCAGAAAGACCAAAUUCCUAGACUCUGGGUCCAGAAAGAAUGAAGAAAAAGACUCAGACUCAGACUUGAUCUCCAAAACCACUAAAGACCUGACGCCUAGAAAGUCUAGAAAGACUCCAGAACAGGAACACUCUUCCAGGACUAGGUCGGAGAGGAUCACCAGGAGAACGGCAGAGAAAGAGUCCUCGUCUAUAACAAGUCCAAAGAACAAGACUCUGAGGAGAAAGGGGGCAGGUGAGGAGGACUCCAGGACUGAGGAGGACUCCAGGACUGGGAAGACAGACAAGUCUGGACCCCCAGAGCUGGAGAUCCACAAGGACGGGCCAGCUGAGAAGAGUCUGGAGGCUGAAGACGGAAAGUCCUCUGAAGUCCAGGACUCGUCUGAACCAGGAUUGAAGGAUUCAGAGGGUCUGGAACCACAACCUGAACAGGAGGAGCUGCAGCAGCAGAGGGACACUGCAGGAGGUUCUGAGGAGGAGCAGAGACCCUCCGGACCUGUUGGAGUGGAGUUUGUUCGUCCGGUCGUGGGUUAUUUCUGUAACUUGUGUCAGCUGAUCUACGCUGAUGAAGACGAGGCUAAAGUGAAGCACUGCAGCAGCCUGACGCACUACAGGAAGUACCAGGAGCAGACGGGGAGGGACCCGUGGAGCACAGCCUGAUCUCCAUCGGACUUUAUUUGAUAUUUUGAGUUGUGUGCUCAAAGGCUCAAACGCUCUGUGGAAGCUUUUCUGCUCCGAUCAGCUGAGAGGACAUCUGUUUUUAUGACUGUAAAUCUUUGUAGUAAAACAUGAAAAACU